Messenger RNA from Strongylus vulgaris, 1142 nucleotides. Lineage: Eukaryota; Metazoa; Nematoda; Chromadorea; Rhabditida; Strongylidae. The record is from the annotation of a GenBank genome assembly.
AUGAAGGAAUCAUGCAGUUUAUUUAGCAUUUCAGGUGGUGAAGCCGGUUCAGCCGAUACUGCUCGUGAUCCACGUGGAUUUGCUGUAAAAUUCUAUACAGAGGAAGGAAACUGGGAUUUGGUGGGUCUUUCUUUGGAGUUUAUCUCUAUAAUGGUGCCCUCUUGGCUGAAAAAAAAUGUUUUGGAUGAAAUUAAACAAAAACGCGAUGCAAAUUCACAGUCCGUGAAUACGGUGGGCAACAACACGCCUAUCUUCUUCAUCCGCGACCCUAUUCUGUUCCCGAACUUUAUCCACACCCAAAAGAGAAACCCACAAACCCACUUGAAAGAUGCGAAUGCCAUGUGGGACUUCUGGGGUCUCCGCCCAGAAAGCAUCCAUCAGGUGAUGUUUCUGAUGUCGGAUCGUGGUACUCCCGACGGCUUCCGACACAUGAAUGGUUAUGGGUCACAUACAUUCAAAAUGGUUAAUGCUGAUGGAAAAGCAGUAUAUUGCAAAUUCCACUUUAAGGCCCAGAAGAUUAAGAACCUUAUGGCUGAUGAGGCUGCACGGUUGGCCGGAGAAGAUCCAGAUUAUGCAAUCCGCGACCUUUAUAAUGCCAUCGAAAGAGGCGAUUAUCCAGUGAUGACAUUUGAACAAGCCCAACAAUGGCCAAUGAAUCCGUUUGAUCUCACAAAAGUAUGGCCACACAGUGAAUUCCCUCUGAUUCCAGUAGGAAAAAUGGUUCUAAACAGAAAUCCACGUAACUACUUUGCUGAGGUCGAACAAGCAGCAUUCAGUCCAGCUCAUGUUGUGCCUGGCAUUGAAUUUUCUCCGGACAAGAUGUUGCAAGGACGCCUAUUCUCCUAUACUGAUACCCAUUUCCAUCGUCUUGGAACUAACUAUAUGCAGUUGCCAAUCAACUGUCCAUAUCGUGCACGAGCACACAAUACUCAGCGAGAUGGACCAGCUGCUUAUGACAACCAAGGUGAGGUUCCAAAUUACUUCCCUAACAGCUUCAAUGGACAUAUGACAUGCCCACGUUCGGCUGAAAGCAAGUUCAGUGUAAGCGGAGACGUGGAUCGUCACGACCCUGGAACUGAUGACGUAUUCGAACAGCCUAGAAUUUUCUACAAGAAGGUAUGCUCAACCUUGUGUGCGUAGUA